Messenger RNA from Epithele typhae, 1974 nucleotides. Its product is annotated as eukaryotic membrane protein family-domain-containing protein. The coding region runs from base 1 to 1974 and encodes 657 amino acids. Gene Ontology annotation, biological process: maintenance of protein localization in endoplasmic reticulum. Gene Ontology annotation, cellular component: endoplasmic reticulum membrane. The transcript has 9 exons. Lineage: Eukaryota; Fungi; Basidiomycota; Agaricomycetes; Polyporales; Epitheliaceae. The record is from RefSeq and is a predicted model, not a curated record.
AUGCCUCACACCACUCGAGGUUCUCCCAAGCGGAAACGCCUCCGACGAUACUUCUCCGCCUCUGCCGCUACUGGCGCACGCUGGAACCCCAAGCUCCUUGCUGUUCCCGGGGGCUCUUCUUCGUCCCAGCCGCGCAAACGGAGCGCAUCUGUCUCCAGUGACGAGACCUUCGACUUUCCGCCCGACCACACUCAAGAUAACUUCCAGCCCGAUGAGUACGUGUAUAAUGAAGCUGCCCACGCCUUCUCCUCGCGCAAUAUCCAUCCCGAGCCCACCCCACAACGCCAACCGUUGACCUAUGCGUCUCUGCCUCCCACUCCGAUCUCGCCUUCUCCGCCCCUUCAGCCCACCCUUACAGCCCCUCUUCCUUCGUUCCCGAGUCUUGACUCCAUCCACGAGCCUCCUUUUUCAAUAUGGGACUAUCUACGGGAAGAGAUUCUGGCUACCGACUUCGACUCUCACCAGGAGCUCAAAUGGGAACGAGUGGGAAACUUCCUCCGAAUGCCCAUUGCGCUCGAGAAGAUCUUCUUCUUCGGCUUCAUCGUUUGCCUCGACUCUUUCAUGUACACCUUCACCAUCCUCCCCAUUCGCUUCGUCCUUGCCGCCUGGCGACUCUCCCUCAAUACCUUCUCCUGCAGUGCACCAGCCCUUCCUCCGUCCCAAAAGGCAGACCUGUUGCGUGCUCUGCUGCUUGUCCUCUCUGUCGUUGUCCUUGCUCCGUUGACGGAUGCCAGCAAGCUCUACCACUUUAUUCGGGGCCAGGAGACCAUCAAGCUCUAUGUCAUCUUCAAUGCGCUCGAGAUCGCCGAUCGUCUUUGCGCCUCAAUAGGCCAGGACGUGAUAGACUGUCUCUUCUCCCGAUCGAACCUUGAAGCUAUUUCCCAUAGAAAGCGCCCCACGUCGCAAUUGCUCUGGACCUUCGUCUACUUCAUGCUCGCCUUGGUCUACACAGUGUCACACGCCCUUGUCCUCAUGUAUCAGAUGAUUUCACUGAACGUAGCAGUAAACUCCUACGACCAUGCACUCCUCACUCUUUUGGUGUCCAAUCAAUUCGUCGAGAUCAAGGGCAGCGUAUUCAAGAAGUUUGAAAAAGAUAACCUCUUCCAGAUCACAUGUGCAGAUAUCGUGGAACGUUUCACCCUCGUUCUCAUGUUGAUUGUUGUCGCCUUCCGCAACCUCAUAGAACUCUCGGGGUCUACCUUUACUUUCGGUGAAGGUUUCGCCUUGCCCACGAGCUUUGGCUGGUUCCGCGGAAACAACGUUGUGUGGACCAUCUCAUACCCUGUACUUACGGUCAUGGUCUCAGAAACUCUGGUGGACUGGCUUAAGCAUGCCUUUAUCACCAAGUUCAACCACAUCCGGCCCUCAGUGUACGAACGCUACACCGACGUGCUCUGUCGUGACCUCGCAAGCGGGAGCGCGGUCGGUCGCCGUGGGGCUCGCAAGCACACCUACGUUGACCAGUCCCCUCUGGUCGCUCGGCGUUUGGGCUUCGCGUCCCUGCCCCUCGCCGUGCAUGCGAUCCUCAUCGGCUACCAGUCCGUGGCGCUCCUUAUUUCCAUGCACGCCGACGAGUCCCCGCUCUGGACGCGCCCGUGGAAUGAGUACACGCCGAACGACUGGACGAACUUCGCCAAAUGGGCCGCCCUCGCCGUCCUCUGUUGGGGCUGCUUCCUCGUCCUCAAGAUCAUGCUCGGCGUCCAGCUCGUCACGUACGCCACUCGCCGGCGCGCCGGCAUGGAGGCGCGCGAGGACGUAGACAAGAUCAACGACUUUGGGCGCGAUCCGAUUGGGGAGGGCAAGGAAGAGAAGAGGUACAACAAGGAGCUCAAGGGGCUCCUCGACAGCACACGCGACGACGCGAGCCCCGUACCCGACAUUGGCGAGCGCAAGCCGGGCGACCCCGGGGGAAAGAAGAAGCGGCUGCAGCUCGACGAGAUUACGCGCUUCACGAUGGUCAAGCGCAUCUGGUGA